GUUAUUUAUUUUUUUAGCAAAGAAGUGCUGGCAUUGCUAAAAUGUCUCAUGAGUCAGAAAAGAAAGCCUUGCAGAAGUCUAGACUAUGGCUUUAUAAUGCACCACUUUGAGAAAUAUACAGCUUUUCUGCCCACAAGGAGACAGAAAAAGAAGAAAGGAAAGCCACCUGCAUUUGUAUUCACCAUUUUCAGAUAGGAACAACGAGCUUUUCCACUCAGUUCUGUGGUCUGUCCGUAGCUGUGUACCUCUACGUAGGUACAUGUCCACAUGUUAACAUAGAAUGAUAGAAUGGUUUGAGUUGAGGGGACCACCACAGGCCGUCAGGUCCCACUGCCUGCAGUGCACGGGGACACCCACAGCUCCAUCAGUGCUCACAGCCCUGUCCCCUGACCUACCUAAAUCGCCCCCGUUCUAUCUAGAGACCAUUUCCCCUUCUCCUGUCACACAGACCCUGCUGAGGGGUUCGUCCCUUCUUUCUUACAGCCCCUCUGGAUCCUGAACGGCUCUCUCAGCCUGUUCUCGGAGGGCAGGUGUUCCAUCCCUUGCCUCAGUUUUGUGGCCCUCCUCUGCGCGUCUCGACGUGUCGAUAGUCGUCCGUGUGUCCGUCUCUGCGUGUCUACGUCCAUGCUUGUGUGUUUGUGGCCGUAUGCAUCCGGCUGAGUCCGUGCACCGCCCCGCACAGCCCUCCGGCGCGCACCCGCGGCCCUACCGCUCCCGCGCAGGGCUGCGAAGGGCUAUAGCACAAAGAUCGCGGCGGUCUUCUCCCCGCCCUCCCCUAAGGGAAGAAAAGAUGCGCCGCAUCUGCGCGCUCCCGUCUGCCGGCAGACGGCCCCCGGGGCCGCCCGGCUGGCACGGCCGCGGGGCUGCAGGGCUCCGCGGGGUCCCCUCCGCGGCCGCGGGGGAAGGCAGAGGGGCACGGGGGGAUGCCGAGAGCUCGGCACGGCCGGCGGGGCGCUGACGGAGCCGUGCGAGGUUCGCCCGCGGUCCUGCCCCCGAGGAGCGCUCCGCGGAGCCCCUCUGCGGGCGGCACAGCCCGAACCCGUCGGUGUCAAACGUAAAAGCAGCCGCGCCGCGGUUCCGCGCUGCAGCGGGGAGCAGCAGGUUGGGAUGUUGGUUUCUAUCCUUUCCUGUCACAUGGCUGGUAAUAGGAUCCCUCAUCUGCCACUCGGCACCUCGCUGGGGCGCACUUACAGGACACAUGCUGUAGGGCCUCCGCUUCCCGCACUUCGCGCUCCUCCCGGCCGCCCGCGACCAGCUCCGCUCCGGAACGCGGUGCGGCCCCGGCCCAUGGAGCCGCCCGCUCUCGCCGCCGUCGUGGCCUUUUCGGGACUGGCGCUGAGCUGCUGCCGCGAGCCCGGCGUGUCCGAAUGUUAUACAGCAAAUGGGGCUGAUUACCGUGGCACUCAGAACCAGACCUCCCAACACGCAGGGAAACCUUGUCUCUUUUGGAAUGAGACCUUUGAACAUCCUUAUAAUACUUUGAAAUAUCCCAAUGGGGAAGGAGGGCUUGGUGAGCACAACUACUGCAGGAACCCUGAUGGAGAUGUCAGCCCAUGGUGCUACAUUGCAGAGCACGAGGAUGGAAUAUAUUGGAAAUAUUGUGAGAUUCCAUCCUGCCGAAUGCCGGGGAAUCUGGGGUGUUACAAGGAUCAUGGAGAGCCACCAACUUUGACUGGCACCAGUGAAACCUCCAAUAAACUUACUAUCCAGGCGUGCAUCAGUUCCUGCCGAAGUCAACAAUUUAAGUUUGCAGGCAUGGAAUCAGGUUAUGCCUGUUUCUGUGGAAAUAACCCUGACUACUGGAGAUACGGGGAAGCAGCCAGUACGGAAUGCAACAGUGUUUGCUUUGGAGACCAUACUCAGCCUUGUGGUGGGGAUGGCAGAGUCAUUCUUUUCGACACCCUUAUUGGUGCCUGUGGAGGGAAUUACACUUCUGCUACAGCUGUCAUCUAUUCUCCAGAUUUUCCUGACACAUAUGGCACAGGCAAAGUCUGUUACUGGACCAUACAAGUCCCAGGAGCAUCUCAAAUCCUCUUCAGCUUUGUCCUUUUUGAAAUCAAAGAUGCUACAGACAUGGUGGAAUUGCUGGACGGCUACACGUAUCAUGUUCUAGCUCGUUUUAAUGGGAAGAAUCGGCCUCCCCACACCUUUAACAUCUCUCUGGAUUUUGUUAUCUUGUACUUUUUCUCAGAUGAAAUCAACCAAGCGCAGGGAUUCGCUAUCAGAUACAGAGCUGUGAAGGACAACGUGCAUCAAAACAAGAUUGCAGUGAAUCAGACUCUUUCAGAGAAGAGAAACGAACACACAAAUUUCAGCAUCAACGCAGCUCGGUCAUCAAAGAUACUUUAUGUCAUCACGACCAGUCCAAGCCAUCCCAGCAGCUCCAUGCCUGAGUGGACAAUAUACAGCCUCACGGCACUGCUCAUCCUAAGCGUUACAGCCAUAUUGGCCAAGAUACUUCUCCACGUCGCCAUGAAAUCCCAUCAGAUCCCACCUGCAAAUGAAACAGAAGAUUCCAAUGAUGUUACUGCUGCUGGAGAGAUCUGGAGUAUAUUCUAUCGGCCAUCCACGUCAAUAUCCAUCUUCAAGAAGCAGCUUCGAAGCCAACAAGACGAUUGCAAUCCACUAGUGGGAGACUGAAGUGUCUUUUAUUUUACAGGAAGCAAUCUUCUUAAAAUCCAGGUGAUUUGGGAAUAAUCCUUUGUUUUUCCCUCCCACUCUCAUACUUGUCUUCCAGAAAGUCAAUUCCCAAAGUCCUUGGCGUGACUUUGUCUAUCUGCUGUUCUCUUUUGUAUGCUAGUGGCAAUGGAUUUAAGUGAUGCAAUAAUUUUCAGAUAUCUGGAGCUCAUCAAA
Numida meleagris (helmeted guineafowl) is the source of this 2853-nucleotide messenger RNA. RefSeq names its product kringle containing transmembrane protein 1 (gene KREMEN1). Gene Ontology annotation, cellular component: plasma membrane. Gene Ontology annotation, biological process: Wnt signaling pathway; multicellular organism development. Lineage: Eukaryota; Metazoa; Chordata; Aves; Galliformes; Numididae. The coding region runs from base 1108 to 2640 and encodes 510 amino acids. The transcript has 9 exons. The record is from RefSeq and is a predicted model, not a curated record.